AUGGCCGACGACCAGGCCCCAUCGCCGCCGCCCGACACACAGGAACCCUCGCUGGCGGACAUUCGGGCCAACAUCAGGGCCCUCACAGGCGCCAUGGUCACGAAAUCGGACCUGCAGACGCUGUCCGCCACUCUAUAUGAGGCGAUCAGGUCGGAAGUGGCUACAAUCCAGAGGGACAUAGCGGCACAGGAUGGACGCAUACAGAACCUAGAAGCCACGCACCUCACAUCAGUAAGCAUACUAGAUGCCACUGAUGCGGCGGUGGCCAGGCAGGACAAUAUGCUCCUAUAA
This is a messenger RNA of Pelobates cultripes (western spadefoot toad), 291 nucleotides long. Lineage: Eukaryota; Metazoa; Chordata; Amphibia; Anura; Pelobatidae. The record is from the annotation of a GenBank genome assembly.